Pseudoliparis swirei is the source of this 1175-nucleotide messenger RNA. It is a transcript of the gene hapstr1b, whose product is annotated as HUWE1 associated protein modifying stress responses b. Lineage: Eukaryota; Metazoa; Chordata; Actinopteri; Perciformes; Liparidae. The record is from RefSeq and is a predicted model, not a curated record. The transcript is spliced from 4 exons. Bases 222 to 1013 code for a protein of 263 amino acids.
UGUGCGUUACACUGGGCGUGCGAGCGGAAUCUAAGACGUUCACAAUGCGACCUUAACAGCGAUUGUUAUUUUUUCUUUCUUUUCUAUAGCCUGUUAGGGCUGCGUAACGUAUUUCUCCAGUAGAGUACAGAACAAAAAGACAGUUGAGUAUCUCCGGAAACCAAAACAAUCCUAUAUUUCACACGACGGCUAGCUUACGAGCUACCAGCUAACCGCUAGCUAUGGAGGAGAAGAAGGAGGAGGGAGAAGCGGAGAUCCAGGAGCACGGCCCCGAGCACUGGUUCUCCAAGUGGGAACGGCAGUGCUUAGCGGAGGCCGACCGGGCCGAGCCCACCGAGGAGGAGACCGAGCACCAGCAGCAGAAACUGUGGCACCUCUUUCAGAACUCGGCCGCCGCGGUCGCGCAGCUCUACAAAGAUCGAGUGUGUCAGCAGCAAGGCCUCUCUCUCUGGGUGCCCUUCCAGAAUGCCGCCACAGCUGUCACUAACCUUUACAAAGAGAGCAUGGAGGUCCGCCAACGGAGCUACGAGCUGGGCAUCCACUUAGGCCACCAGCGCAGGAAUAAGGAUGUGAUCGCAUGGGUUAAGAAACGCAGAAGGACGAUCAGGCGCGAGGACCUCAUCAGCUUCCUGUGCGGCAAAGUUCCACCUCCACGGACAGCUCGCGCCCCGCCAAGAGUUUCCAUGGUGUCUGCGAGCCGGCCGUCACCCCCAGAGACGGGCAGCUCUGUGGAGACGGACCUGCAGCCUUUCAGAGAGGCCAUAGCACUGCACGGCCUCAGCGGUGCGAUGGCGGGCAUUUCUGUGCGUUCCGGUCCUCCCGGUUCCCCAACCCACCCGGCCCAGUCCCUCAGUCGGCGUAGGAACGGUCUUCACGACGUGGACCUCAACACCUUCAUCGCCGAGGAGAUGGCACUUCAUUUGGAAUCCACGGCCAAUCGCAAGCGAGGCCCGGCCCCCUGUAGUGACGUCAUCACAGACUCACCUACCCAUAAACGUAACAGGAUGCUCUGAACUUUUCCUACACCACUAAUCCCUCCGGUGUCCUCUCCUUGGUGGCCGACUGGACAGCUGAUGAGGACUGAUGCCUUGGCCAACCAUUUGAAAAAAGAAAAAAAAAAUCUUCUUCCUUUUCAUCUUAGUUGCAAUGCUAUAAAUAAAGAAAGUUAACUUUUA